AUGCCGUGCAGCAGCACAGAAGACGGAGCAUGGGUCGGUUGCUUCGCGAGCAGUUCACGUGGGACGGAUCUAGGGGCGUGUACGGCUGCGGGCUCAAGCCAUACCAGCAACAGCCGCAGAUCCCAACAGCGGCAGCAGUGGGAGACUGGUGGGACAGGAGCCGCCUCUUGCAGGGUAAGCUGCAGUAGUUCGUCAGACCGAAUCGUAGACAACGAUUGCAACGAUUCUGCGGCUGUGGAGGCUUUGGCUCUGGACGGUUCCCACAUCGUCGCAGUUGUUGGUGCUCCGCGCCUUGGUAGUCCAUCUGCCACUCCCAUUGCCCCACUCCCCCCGUUGAAGCCGAUGCAGCUUGCAGCAGCAGCUGCUGCUGCAAGCGCUGCAGCGCAGGAUAAGAACUGCGGAGGCAGCGGGAGUGACGGCGACAGCGAUCUUGACUUCUUCACACCUCUUUCGUCUCCGCUCAGAGAACUCCCCACACCGUCCAUGCCUGUUGCAGCCGUUGCGCAGGGUAGUGCUGCCGGUCAGCACCAGCAGCAACAGCCUGGACAACAACAGAAGCAACCGAAGAAGCUGGAACAGCAGCUGUUGCAGCGGCUGGCUCCUGUGCAAAUGUCUGGGAGCAAUGACCAUGGUUCUCCUUUGCUAUUAAGAAGCAUUGCCAACAACAGGCAGCAACACAGCACAAGCACAAGUAGCCUACCUCCGGCAAAGGAGUGUGGGUUGCUCCUGGAUCGAUUACCGCUGAGGCGGCGUUAUAUGUCUACCGACUGUGGCAGCUCCCUUCUGCACCGAGAACCGCACCAAGAGCAGCACCUGCAUCCGUGUACACAAGCUGCAACAGCCGCUGCCGUUGGAACGCAUUUCCUAACGAAAAAUUGUGCAAAUGGCGCUGCAUCAAAAGAUAGGGCGCCACAGAGCUACAGGAUUUCGAGGGCCCCUCUGCAGAGCCGGCGCUGCCAGGGAAGAGCUUUGCAGUACCAUCAGAAAAAGCAUCAGUUCCGGUGGGUGCAGCAGGAUCUGCUUGAAGAGAAGGGGCAGCUGCAGCGGCGGCAACAGCAGCACGGACUGCAACGAGAAGCACCAGAUGAAGACAUAAGGAUGCCGCUGGUCCCUCCUCCCGCCUCCUCUUCUCCUCUUCUAGCCAGCAGCCGCGUGGCUCCCCCAACUGUAAAUUCUGUUUCUUUCCACACUGAGGAGGGAGCUGCUGUAACGGCAGAAGCUGCUGAUUAUCCUGUUGGUACUGAUUCAAGGGAGGCGGUAGGAGUAGGAGUUGGUGAGCUUUCCAACUCUUCAAACUCCGCCGUGCUAGCUGAGGGAGAAAAGCAGCAGCUGAAUUCACCGUCGAUCUUCUUGGCGCCAGUUCGCCUGCAUCAACCGCAGCGUGAGGGGCAAGUAACGCAACAGUGGCUCGCUUUCCGGCCGCAACAGCAGCAGCAACAGACGGAGGACACCGAGAACUUACUCCAAUGCAGAGUAGUGAACGCGAGGUGCUGCGACAGCCAGGCCUGCACCACAUGGGGCGCCUUGCCCACUGUGCAGGCAGCCGCUGUCAUUCCUGCAAGUGCUUGUAUUCAUUCCAAUGGCAGGAGUAGUGAACGCGAGGUGCUGCGACAGCCAGGCCUGCACCACAUGGGAAGUGUUGCACGAGUGGAGGAGAUAGACUUCAGUAGCCACAGGAAGAGGAAAAGAGGGGGAGAAUGCAGCGCUAGACUGCUGCUAAUGCUACAGCCGAAUGCGUCAUCAGCAGAUGCCGCCUUACUUGACGUGUUGGGCACUGCACUUACUGCAGAGGAGACGCGCGAGUUGCGCAUGCAACAGCAGAAAGCGGCAGAAGAAGCCGCAGCAGCAGCUGCUGCGGCAGAAGCAGCUGCACGGGAAAGAACAGCUGCUGCCGCUGCAGCAGAGGCAGCAGCCGCUCGAGCAAAGGCAGCACAAGAAGCCGAAGAGGUGGCAACACGUGCCAAAGCACAAGCAGAUGCGUCGCAGGCUGCGAUAGCUGCUGCAGCUGUUACUUCAACUAGACUACCAACAGAGGGGCCUCAAAAUACGCUCCCGCAGGCCAGAAUUGCAGCAGAAGCUGCAGUUCGUACUACUGCGGGCAGUACUGCACUGUUCGGAACCAUGAGGCCAGCUGAGUCUGACCAGCAAUUGCCGCAGCACGCGCUUGCGGACCUGCAGCAAAUGCAGUCACAUCAACCACAGGAGCAGGUAGGGCCACAGACGCAGCAGCCACAGCUUCAACAGGAGAAGCUACAUGGGCAAAAGCUGCAGGGCACCGCAGGUAAUACUUCCGGCCUUGGGGAACUGGGUGCUUUGCCAGGCCGGCCCAAGUUGCGCAUUCGCAGAGCGAAUGGGGCCUCUGGAGCUGCACCGUCAUUGACAGCUGCCUUCCCAGCCAUCUCGGCAACUCCACCACAGAGGAUAGGUUUCCAGCAGCAACAGCAGCCGUCUUUUGCUCCCCAGACCCCGUCAGUGGGGCAGCAACCGCCUCUGCAGCAGCAGAUGGACGUGCAGGGGUCAGUGUUUCAGCCUCCGCAGGUCCAGCAACAUCAGCAGUAUUCCCAGCAGCCACAGCUGCAGCAGCAAGCGCAGCAGCAACAGCCAGCAGCUGACGGACUAGGUCUUGGAUUGGCAGAAUUUGGCCCCACGAAGGUUCCAGACGUCACUGACGCAGCAAUCCCUUCGCCUUCGUCGCUGGGCGAGGACGAGGAAGGGGGGUCAGGAGGGGCGGGGUGCGGCGUCGUUAACGAGACAAACUGA
Messenger RNA from Eimeria acervulina, 2760 nucleotides. RefSeq lists its product as hypothetical. Bases 1 to 2760 code for a protein of 919 amino acids. Lineage: Eukaryota; Apicomplexa; Conoidasida; Eucoccidiorida; Eimeriidae. The transcript is spliced from 3 exons. The record is from RefSeq and is a predicted model, not a curated record.